Molecule: messenger RNA, 1166 nt
Organism: Bufo bufo (common toad)
Lineage: Eukaryota; Metazoa; Chordata; Amphibia; Anura; Bufonidae
Exons: 2
Coding region: 89-1000 (303 amino acids)
Source: RefSeq, a predicted model, not a curated record
GAUUGGCCCAUUAACUUCUUGGUUGAAGCAAAUAAACAAAACGGACAUUAAGUAUGGAAGUACUGACCCUAUUAACAUAGUUCAAUGGAUGUGUUUAAUGGGGCUAAGAAGUGGGCAAAAUACCUUCAGUGAUAUUCCAGCACCUCGUCUACCAAAGGGCUGGAUAGUGUGUUGUGGGUUAUGGUGCCAUACUACAAUCCCUUUUCCUAAAGAUACUAGUUCAAGAGGUUGGUGCACUAUGGUCCAACUCUUCCCAUACAUGAGUGCUCAAUCAGGAAAAGAAGUACGGAUGGGACCAGCCCAUGGGGUGCUCAUGUUCCAUAACACACACAGGAAAAAGAGGGCACUGACGAGCACAUGGGAAAAGUUUUACAUGAGCAUCUUAGGUCCAACAGGAACUGCAAUGGCCCUAGUAAGAGUAGAUGCCUUCCAGGAAUUAGUCGAGAACUGGGUUAAUAUCACCACAAAAGACCUGGGGAUGAUAAAUGAGGAAAUGAGAAAAAUAAGGAUGGAACAGGAAGUGAUUAGGCAGAGACAGGAGAGACUAAUGAUGGCAGUCACUGGACUGUGUGAUCAAACAGAAAACAAACAAAUCUGUUGCAUUUAUUUCUCUAACUUCACCAAAGAGACAAGGGACAUUGAGGUACCAGAUUACUAUGAUAUAAUCAACAGUCAUCAAGAGGAAAGGGAAAGAUUACAAGGGGAAUUACAUAAUAUGCCUGGGUCAUGGAACCCUUUUGACUUGAUAGGAGAUUGGACAGGAGGUAUCUUCUCCGGAAUUUUCAACUUUUUCAGAAAAGCAGGCAUUGUUAUUUUAAUGACUUUGGUAUUUUUACUCCUUAUAUAUUGUCUAAUAAAGUUCACAAUAUGGGGAGUGGGAAAAACCUCUCAAUUGAUAAAGCAUAAGAAACCACCAGAAGAAUCAGGUGAAUAUGUCACCCUUAAAAAGGGAAGUACCCUGAGAAAGAUACCGAGAAUUGGUGUGUGGUAUAAGGAGUGAUCACAUGGAAUGGGAAUUCCAUAUGAUCAAAGAGGGGAUUGUAAGGAAAUUAUGUCUAUAUCCACACACGUUCACAUAUAUAUGUAAUAAUUCAGCCUUAUAUGCUUGUAUUAAAUAUGCAGAGUUCUUCUUUAAAGGAAAUAUUUUAUACUCUUAUGACAGCAAG